ACUUCAAGUCUUAACAUUUAAGAAACAACCCACUCUGCUUUCUUCCUGUCCAUUCUGCCGGUGCGGUUUAAAUUUCCCUUUGUAUAUCAUACAUCUCCUCCCUAAGAAGAAAUAAGAAAAGAGAAAAGAGAACUUGCAAUGAAUCGAACAUAUGAACAUACGAAGAAAGAAAAGAUGAUUGAUGUCAAACCCGCCUCCAUCAUGAAUGUUCCCUUAACGGAAGAAGCAUCUCUUGAUCCCUUUCGCUCCCAUCCCCACGCCAACCGUCUGCUCAACCACCCAGAAUACUAUCCCAUCCACACCUGGUCACGUCUUCCGAAACCUUCCACCGGCGAAGAUGGCUAUUUCGCUGGUACUUUGGCGACUUCGAUCACUAUUCCUCACUGUCUGACGCUCCGUCGUCGGUGGCUUCCUUCGCUUUCCGCCGCCCGUCCGCCGUGGCCCUCUCCCACCGAUGAUCCGGUCUCGUCAGAGCCGUCUGUCUUACCCCCGGACAUUGUCAUGCUGCUAGAUCUGGCGACACCGGGCGUGAGUGGCCACCCGUCGACGGCUCACGGUGGUAUUAUCGCAACAUGUAUCGACGAGACGAUGUCGUUGGCGGUAACCCUGUACUCUCCGCCUCCCGAGUUGGACGCUUCCGAUCACAAGGGAAGCGGGGAGGACGAAACUCCUCGUGGGAAAUUAUACACGUCGCAAUUAGAUGUACGGUACAAGAGACCUGUCGCUGUUCCUGGAUUGCUGAUCAUCCGUGCCAAAGUGGUCGGCCGUGUGGGGAGAAAGUUUUGGGUGCGCGCUCAGGUCCUUCAAGCGGAUGAAGAAAAUCCAGACCAGUUGGUCGUCACUACUGAUGCCAUGGCUUUCUGGCUGCAGACCACGUCAAAACUGUAAAACAACUCGAAAAUAUCGAUUGCGAUGCAUAUAUAUCGUCGCCCAUGGAUAUAUUAGAGGCCAUGAUUGCUGUAUAU
Aspergillus caelatus is the source of this 965-nucleotide messenger RNA. RefSeq names its product PaaI family thioesterase. The transcript has a single exon. NCBI's taxonomy places the organism in Eukaryota, Fungi, Ascomycota, Eurotiomycetes, Eurotiales, Aspergillaceae. The record is from RefSeq and is a predicted model, not a curated record. The coding region runs from base 139 to 888 and encodes 249 amino acids.